GCCCCGGGAGUCCUGCCCCGGGGCGGCCGAGCCCGGUGGGGCGGUGGGUUGGGAGUGGUCCCGUGUCUCCUUCACGAAGGAGAAGGCAGCGGAUAGCGCCCACCCCCGCGGCCGGAGCGGCUUCCUUGCUGCCCAGCCCGGGAUGCGGCUGCUUCCCCCCGCGCUCGGCGCAUCCCCGGGGCCCGCCCGGCUUGGAGGGGUCACCCCAGGUUUGCCAGUGAAGGCACCAAUGGAAAUGUGGACCAACAGCACUGAGAGAUUUUACAGAAUUCCUGAGGGAAAGGGGCCACACUCGGUUGGAUGUACAGACCUGAUGACAGAUAAUGCAGUUGAGGGAAGCUUCUUGCGCCUGUAUUACCCAGCAUGCGAUGCCACAGAUAUUGAGGAGGCACGAUGGAUUCCAGACAGAGAAUACUAUCAGGGACUCUCUGACUUCCUUAAUAUGUACCGGAUUGUAGGAGAAAGGCUUUUCCAUUACUACGUUGGUUCAGUGACCUGUCCUGCAAAGUCAAAUGCUGCCUUUAAGCCAGGAGAAAAAUAUCCACUUCUUAUUUUUUCCCAUGGACUUGGAGCUUUUCGGACAAUCUAUUCUGCUAUUUGCAUAGAGAUGGCUUCUCAGGGCUUUAUAGUGGCUGCUGUCGAGCACAGAGAUGAAUCUGCUUCAGCAACGUAUUAUUGUAAAAGAAGGACCGUUUCUGAAUCACAGGAAGAGUCUACAUCAAACAUGGAGAAGGAGUGGAUCUACUACAGGAAACUGAAAACUGGAGAGGAGGAGCGUUGCUUGCGCCAUAAGCAGGUGCAGCAAAGAGCACAGGAGUGUAUCAAAGCUCUCAAUCUCAUUCUUAAAUUCACAGGAGAGGAAGUAACAAAUGUACUACAUUCAGACUUUGACUGGAACAGCCUAAAGGAUUUCUGUUGAUACUAGCAGAAUAGCUGUUGAUGGGACACUCUUUGGUGGUGCUACAGUUAUUGAGGUCUCAGCAAAGAAAUAAGAUUCAGGUGUGGCAUUGCCCUCGAUGUGUGGAUGCUUCCUGUAGGUGAUGACAUUUACCAGAACAGUGUCCAGCAACCGGUGCUUUUUAUCAACUCUGAAAAAUUCCAGUGGGCUGAU
Molecule: messenger RNA, 1111 nt
Organism: Chiroxiphia lanceolata (lance-tailed manakin)
Lineage: Eukaryota; Metazoa; Chordata; Aves; Passeriformes; Pipridae
Gene: PLA2G7
Product: phospholipase A2 group VII
Molecular function (GO): 1-alkyl-2-acetylglycerophosphocholine esterase activity
Source: RefSeq, a predicted model, not a curated record